AAGAGCCUCACUACGACAGGACGAAACGGCGAACGCCGUUCCCACCAUGUUCCAAGGCCUAGAGUAGAGUAGUUAGGGUAGGUAGACCGCCAAUCAAUCAACGCGUCCACCUGUGACACUUGAGGCACAUCCGUCCCACGCAGUGCACUUACGCGCCAUUCACUCUCACGCCCGCGAAACCCGCACCUCACGAGUCACGCUUCUUCUUUCUGCGCGCCACAGCAGCAGGAUGUCAGCAGAUGCGUACGGCAAUCCGAACCCGAACCCGCUCCCGAACCCGCUCCCGAACCCGCUCCCGAACCUUACCGUCGUCACCGGAUCUCGGCCGCAGCUGCCGGUCUGGCGUGCGUGCGAGGAGUGCAAGAUCCGCCGCGUCAGAUGCACUCAUAAGCAGGCUAUGUUGCUGCCGCUCAAGGGACCCGACGAGCCCGCCGGUAUUCGCCCCGUCGAGGAUUAUCCCUAUCAGCCGUCGCCGUUCGGACGGCAGCCGAAGGUGAGGAUGCCGAGAGUGAGGAGGCCGCCGAAGAAGCGGGCUGGGAGGAAGCGGGAGUGGGAGGAUAGUGAUGAGGAGGAGGAGGAUGAUGAGGAGGAGGAUGAGGAGGAGGAUGAUAAUGAGGAAGACGAAGACGAGGAAUUUGGUGAUGAUAUUGAGGGGGAGGACAACGAUAAAAACGACGAAGGCCUGGCUGGAGAAGAGGAGGAUGGAAAAGCUAGGCACGAUGCGCAGAACGGCG
Messenger RNA from Tricharina praecox, 734 nucleotides. RefSeq lists its product as uncharacterized. The annotation marks the transcript as partial. Lineage: Eukaryota; Fungi; Ascomycota; Pezizomycetes; Pezizales; Pyronemataceae. The record is from RefSeq and is a predicted model, not a curated record. The transcript has 2 exons.